This is a messenger RNA of Varanus komodoensis (Komodo dragon), 2678 nucleotides long. It is a transcript of the gene GABBR2, whose product is annotated as gamma-aminobutyric acid type B receptor subunit 2. Gene Ontology annotation, biological process: gamma-aminobutyric acid signaling pathway; G protein-coupled receptor signaling pathway. Gene Ontology annotation, cellular component: membrane; G protein-coupled receptor heterodimeric complex. The transcript has 19 exons. The coding region runs from base 27 to 2678 and encodes 883 amino acids. Gene Ontology annotation, molecular function: G protein-coupled GABA receptor activity. The record is from RefSeq and is a predicted model, not a curated record. Lineage: Eukaryota; Metazoa; Chordata; Lepidosauria; Squamata; Varanidae.
CCGCCGCCGCCACCCCCAUUGCCAUCAUGGGCUUGAUGCCGCUCAGCGACUCCGUGGAGAAGGGCAAGAUUGGCCGGGGCGUCCUGCCGGCCAUGCAGCUGGCCAUGGAGCAGAUCCUGAACGAGUCUCUGCUCAGCCCUUACUCGCUGGACCUGCGCUACUACGACACCGAGUGUGACAAUGCAAAGGGACUUAAAGCCUUCUAUGAUGCAAUAAAAUAUGGACCUACGCACCUAAUGGUUUUUGGUGGAGUAUGUACAACUGUAACAUCCAUCAUUGCCGAAUCCCUAAUAGGAUGGAAUUUGGUCCAGCUCUCAUUUGCGGCAACAACGCCAGAAUUAGCUGAUAAGAAAAAGUAUCCUUAUUUCUUCCGGACAGUACCAUCCGAUAAUGCUGUGAACCCUGCCAUUUUGAAGUUGCUCAAAUAUUUUCAGUGGAAAAGAGUGGGGACACUGACUCAAGAUAUACGAAGAUUUUCUGAGGUACGGAAUGAUCUGACUGGUGUCUUGUAUGGAGAAGAUAUUGAAAUCUCAGAUACAGAGAGUUUCUCUAAUGAUCCCUGCACUAGCGUCAAAAAGCUCAAGGGAAAUGAUGUCCGGAUCAUCCUUGGCCAGUUCAAUGAGGAAAUGGCUGCAAAAGUAUUCUGCUGUGCAUUUAAUGAAAAGAUGUUCGGCCCCAAAUAUCAGUGGAUCAUUCCUGGGUGGUAUCAGAGCUACUGGUGGGAGAAAGCGAUUCCAAAGCUUAAUUCAUCACACUGCCUUGGUAUAAACCUUCUUGGUGCCAUGGAAGGUUACAUUGGAGUGGAUUUUGAACCUCUAAGUUCUAAACAGAUAAAAACGAUUUCUGGAAGGACACCACAACAGUAUGAAGAAGAAUAUGAUCAGAGGCGUGGAAAUGUUGAGCCAAGUAAGUUCCAUGGCUUCGCUUAUGAUGGAAUAUGGGUAAUUGCCAAAACGUUGCAACAAGCAAUGAAGAUACUCAAUGCUACCAACAAAAACCAAAAAAUUGAGGACUUUAACUACACCAACAAAGAACUUGGAAAAAUUUUCCUGGAUGCAAUGAAUCAGACUAGCUUCUUUGGUGUCACGGGUCAAGUUAUGUUCAGAAAUGGAGAAAGGAUGGGGACCAUCAAAUUUACACAGUUCCAAGACAAAAAGGAAGUGAAGGUGGGAGAAUAUAAUGCUAUACUUGAUUCACUGGAAAUCAUCAACAACUCCAUCAAAUUCCAUGGAAAAGAGCCGCCAAAGGACAGAACAAUUAUCCAAAAGCAACUUCGCAAAAUCUCCCUGCCUCUCUACAGUAUUCUUUCUGCACUCACCAUCCUGGGAAUGAUCAUGGCCAGCGCCUUUUUAUUCUUUAACAUCAAAAACCGAAACCAGAAGUUGAUAAAGAUGUCCAGUCCCUACAUGAACAACCUCAUUAUUCUUGGGGGAAUGCUGUCCUAUGCAUCUAUAUUCCUUUUUGGCCUUGAUGGAUCUUUUGUCUCUGAAAAGACAUUUGAAACCCUUUGUACUGUCCGGACGUGGAUCCUUACGGUGGGAUACACAACUGCAUUUGGGGCAAUGUUUGCAAAAACAUGGAGAGUCCAUGCAAUUUUCAAAAAUGUAAAGAUGAAGAAAAAGAUCAUUAAGGACCAAAAACUGAUGGUGAUUGUUGGAGGGAUGUUGCUGAUAGAUCUGUGCAUCUUGAUUUGCUGGCAAGUUGUUGAUCCCUUGAGGAGGACGGUGGAAAAAUACAACAUGGAGCCUGACCCCGCAGGCCGAGAUAUUUCUAUUCUCCCCAUUUUGGAGCACUGUGAAAACACUCACAUGACCAUCUGGCUUGGCAUUGUUUAUGCCUACAAAGGCCUACUCAUGCUAUUUGGUUGCUUUUUGGCUUGGGAGACGCGAAAUGUGAGCAUUCCUGCUCUGAACGACAGCAAAUACAUUGGCAUGAGUGUUUAUAAUGUAGGCAUCAUGUGCAUAAUCGGAGCAGCGGUUUCCUUUCUCACACGAGACCAGCCCAAUGUACAGUUCUGCAUUGUGGCACUAGUCAUUAUCUUUUGUAGCACCAUUACCCUCUGCCUAGUCUUUGUGCCUAAGUUAAUCACGCUGAGAACCAAUCCGGAUGCCGCCACUCGGAACAGAGGCUUGCAGUUCACUCAAAACCAGAAGAAAGACGACUCAAAAACUUCCACCUCCGUCACCAGCGUGAACCAGGCCAGCACUUCCCGGUUAGAAGGACUACAGUCGGAAAACCACCAGCUGAGGAUGAAAAUCACAGAGUUGGACAAAACUUUAGAAGAAGUCACAAUGCAGCUUCAAGACACACCUGAGAAGACAACGUAUAUUAAACAGAAUCAUUAUCAGGAGCUUAACGAUAUUCUCAGUAUACGCAACUUUACAGAAAACAAAGAUGGCGAAAAGACUGUAUUGAAAACCCACCUUGAUCAAAACCCUCAAGCACAAUGGAAUACUACAGAGUCCUCCAGAACAAGCAAAGACUUCAUAGAAGAUAUCAACUCCCCAGAACACAUACAGCGCCGGCUCUCCUUGCAGCUGCCGAUCCUUCACCAUGCCUACCUGCCGUCGAUAGGAGGGGUGGAUGCCACUUGCACCAGCCCGUGCGUGAGUCCCGGCGCCAGCCCACGGCACAGACACGUGCCGCCAUCCUUUCGCGUGAUGGUCUCCGGCCUGUAA